Colletotrichum higginsianum IMI 349063 is the source of this 450-nucleotide messenger RNA. RefSeq lists its product as uncharacterized. The coding region runs from base 1 to 450 and encodes 149 amino acids. The record is from RefSeq and is a predicted model, not a curated record. The transcript has 2 exons. Lineage: Eukaryota; Fungi; Ascomycota; Sordariomycetes; Glomerellales; Glomerellaceae.
AUGGGUGUAGGGACCCUUGGGCCGCUUGCUCCAUGGGCAGGAAAUGCUCCACCAAUGACAAUUCUAUCCACGUUCUGGUCGAGAGGUGGUACCGAGGAUGGAGAUCCAGUAGAUCAAAACGUGACCACGAAUCGAUGGCCUCUGAAAUUCCCUGAAUUCACUACGUGUACAGAUGGCCUUCCACCGCCAGUACUCCUAUCUAGCACGCCCGCGCGGCUGUAUAGAAAUCUCGACAAGUCUGCCCACACACGUGACCCAGAUUCCGAACCGCCUUGUGCAAAUGCUGCCGCGGCUGGCUUGUGCUUGGUCGCUGCUAUGCUUAUUACGCGCACAGUCGUAGGCGUCUUUGACGACGAUGCAGUGCAGUACAUCUUCUCUCAUGCUCAGCAACUCUCGCUUGAGGGCGACGUGGUUCACUCGUCGGAUGACCUGUCUGGGGGUUUCGUCUGA